AUGAAAAUUUACCAAAGAUCACAAGUUUGUAUUGAUAAUUAUCUUGUAUAUCAUCCAUUACCAGUACCACCAUCAUCUUUACUACUACCAAUACCGCCACCAUUAUUGUCACCAUCUUUACCACCACCAUCAUCUUCUUCUUCAUCUUUAUCAAAUAGUUUUCAACAACAUAUACCAAUUUUUAGGAAUGGAAAUUGGAAUUGUAUAUUUUAA
This is a messenger RNA of Dictyostelium discoideum AX4, 213 nucleotides long. RefSeq lists its product as hypothetical. Lineage: Eukaryota; Evosea; Eumycetozoa; Dictyosteliales; Dictyosteliaceae. The record is from RefSeq and is a predicted model, not a curated record. Bases 1 to 213 code for a protein of 70 amino acids. The transcript is spliced from 2 exons.